This is a messenger RNA of Uloborus diversus, 1339 nucleotides long. RefSeq lists its product as uncharacterized. Bases 38 to 1204 code for a protein of 388 amino acids. The record is from RefSeq and is a predicted model, not a curated record. NCBI's taxonomy places the organism in Eukaryota, Metazoa, Arthropoda, Arachnida, Araneae, Uloboridae. The transcript has 6 exons.
UAUUUAUGCUUUUUGGUAUGAAACAGAAUGAUAUAAAAUGAAUUCUGUCCAAAUUAACUCUUCAGUUGUUCGUUUUCUCAAUCAUAAUCGCUUUGUAAAACAAAGCCAAUGGAAACGCUUUCCUUGUAGUUCAAUUUUGUGUCAAAAAGAGGAAACAAAAGCCCACUGCAGCCCUUCAUCACGAAUCAUCUGCACAAACUCCAAGUAUAAAGAUCCUGUUCCUGGUGAAACCCCUAAUGAACAAGAAAAAUUGAACGAAUACGAUUCACCCAGUCUUACAGAUUCUUUUCUAAAAGAAAAUUUCCGAAUAAUAGAUAACAGAUACUUCAAAUUGAUCACAUUGCCUCAUGACUCUUAUCAUUUUGAAGACUUGCUUAUUUCUAGAGAAUUUAAAACUGUAUUAAACAGAUCUUCAUUUUUGUAUGAUGUAAACUUAGCAGAGAACUCAAAAAGAUAUCUGUCAGAAAUACAUAAUGUUUAUCCUUAUUUGUCUGAUGAUGUAUUUAGUCCCAGAGAUAAUGUUUGUGACACAAAGAAGCAGAAUGAAGAAUUAUAUCAAUUUUCAGCAGCAAGUGAUUCAGAAUCGCAAAAUAAAGACACCAACAGACCUUCAGAAGAACAGCUCCUCAAUGUGAUUAAUAGGCUAACAUUCUCUUUGAUUAAUUUUUUUGAAAAGCCUCAAGAUUACUCUGUUUAUCACAAGAAUGUAAUAUUUUACAACAACAUCAAGGGUGUUAUUACAAAGGGUCUCACUGCAUAUAUUCAAAAUAUGUACUUUCUGAAACUUUAUGGUCAUCUUCAUUUUGCCAAAGUUAAAGUAGAAAUUUUGAAAAUCACUCAUCACGUUGAAGAUGGAAGUGUACGUGUGAGGUGGCGAGUAAAAGGAGUAUCUCGGCAGAAAGUUUUACUUUUAUUUUUUAAAUUCAAAUCAGUAGCUUUGACGCAGUUGCUUGAAGAUGAAACUGAUUGGUUAGAUGGAUUUUCCGUUUUUAGUGUUGGACCAGAUGGGUUAAUAUAUAAGCAUGUAUGUGAUAAGAUGAUGCCUGAUGAUGAUCUUGCAGUCCAAAAACAUACAGAUUUAAAGACUCAAUUACUUGGGCUGUUAGGCUUGUCUCCGCGUGGUGCCACAACUGGAAGCCUAAAUUCUUUAAUGCCUUGUUGCCGCAGCAGCCGUGUUUUUCUGCCUUGUAAGAAAUUGUCGUGACACAUAAGGUUGUGAGUUUUCAAAUUUUAGUCAAACUGUAGGAUAUGUAAAUAGCAAAUUUAACUUAUGUACCAUAUUCUAUAAGGCAACUGUUGUUAAAAAGUUCUGUGAAAAAAUAUUGAAAAAUAAAGUAAA